UUUUAUAACUUAGUCCUCGUAUCAUCAUCAUUUGAUGUUGGCAUCCCUGUGCUUUUACAAUGAGAUACUUAGUCUCCAAUCAUGUACAUAGCAACUAGCUCUUUUCGUUUGGUCGCGUCGAUCAAGUAGAGAGAACGCGCCGAUGUGCUACAAAAGCCGUUUCCAUGGCGCCGACCACAGUGCAGUUUCUUACGUACGUAUUGCCAAACGAAUUGCUUUUUUUGUGAGAUUUGCAAAAAUGCCCGCAGCUUCAAAUCGGAAUGAAUAAUACACAGUGCUUGGGUUCAAUGGACUUCCCCCGAGAGUUCAGCGGAGCGCCGGCAUGACGGCACGGGGAGAUUACGCCUCACAUCGCGGACUCCCGACUUCAUCACUUGCUUUGUACUUAUGAGCGACAUCAUUCAAGGCCGUAACAUGUGAUCUCUUUUUUUUCCCAUUACGGUACGGAGAUACACCCAAGGGAUUGUGAUGAAUGAUUAGUAUACACGAAGUGAUCAGCGACUGGUUUCAGUUUAGUCUGGUGCAAGUGAAGCGGUCGAGAUGCACGAUGUCCGUCGUUGUCUUUUCCCGCUACUUUCGACAGUUUUUAAGGAGACAGAACUGUUUAGGCUUUUCUUCAAGGCGUCGUUGAUUCAUGUUUGGGACGCCGAGGAUAAACACCCAUGUUCCGUGUCCAUGUGCGUCUAUAGUCUCGCAUUUUUGGGGGGCUGGCUGUUUACAGCGUACCUUCAGCUCACGCACGCAACUUAACUCCUCAAAUUGGACCCGUAUGAAUUGAGCAGUGUCGUCUAUUUGGCUUAAAGGGAGGUACUCGAGACAACGGUCACGCUGAGCUUCUUGCACUUUUACGGAAAGAGGGAUUUCUGAAGGAGCCAUUUGCUGUCAGCGUCCUCUCAGGGGAGAACAGGUAACUCGUACAACUUGAAGUUGCCCACUAAGCAUCUUCCAGUAGGCAAUCAACCAGAAUCCAACAUGACAUCUCUACGGGUGACGAACUUGUACGCACAUUCUCUCUCCACCUUCGUGGUAUUCAUUUGCAUAAACGCACCGUCAGUGACCCCUGCGACCCCAGCGAUGCUAGAGUUGCCUGGAAUACCUCAACAGCCGCUCCACACCCAGGGCUCUUCCUCCCGCAAGUCCCAAGAGCACGCCGACGGGCUAGACAGCUUCCAGACCGGCAUGAUCAUCGGCUUCGUCACCUUCGCCGUGCUGGCCCUGUGCAUGAUGCUCCUUAUCCUCUACGUCCUGGUGCGUGGCACGCGCCGAGAGCUGCGCAAGGCACGGGUGGAGCUGGCCGAGUUGCGCGAACAGCGCCGCCAAGACGCAGCCGCCGAGCGCCUCCAGCUCAAGGGUCGCGCUUCCGAGCUCCGCUGCAUCGUGGACGAGGACGACUCGUCCGAUCUCGUGAAGGAGGAGAACGAGCGAGACGACGGGGUGGGCUACGACUAUCAGCCACCGCCGUCCCCGUCGGCGUACGAUAAUUACUCAUACGUUGCCAUGGAAGCACAGAGAAACAGUCGCCAUGGACGGAAGAAGCGUAAGGCCAAUGACUGCAUCAUUGAAAAUUAAUUGAGUGGAGUAUCAUCAUUUGAGAAACUCUACAUGAAUAUGCAAAUGCAACCCGUGAGAGCCUGAGAUAUGCACUGUGGAAGAGAUGUCAGCAUUCAUAGCAUUUAGUCCGUCUUUUACUGGCGCCAAGAUGGCCGAUUAAGGCAAAGGUUACUGGAAAUCUGGUUGCUAUUUUGGUUGUCUCAACCAUAUUUUCCAAACAAAUUCGCUGUCACUGAUUCUAGUGUGAAACAAAAACUUUUAAAUAUUCUGUACCUCACUUAUUCAACAUUUUUUAUUCGUACCUGGUCUGGUGGUAGAAAGGCUGCAGAACCAGCCAGUUUGCUAUUUCAAGGAGGCAAUAUCAUUCGAAAACGAAGCACGCGAACGAGUCGCCUUAAGGCCGCACUGAUAGGGCAGACCUCAUGUGCGCGUAUCGCUGUUCCCGAAUGACCUCAGACGUAUGUCAUUUUGGACAUGCUCUGUCGGAAUACCGAGCUGGCUCAUUCCAGAUCAGGGUCAUUUUGAUAGAAGAUUGACCGUACACGGGCUUCACUGCAGCGGAUGAAUAUUUUUGAUGGGUGUUUGGCAAUUAUAAUGUAACCCCUGUAUCAUUUUAAAGGUACGUUGUAGCUCUUGACCCAACCUCGUUUCCAUGGGUACGAUCUUGCCGCGCCAUGUUUGUUCCCACCAUACCUUGUGUGAUCUCAACUGGUGAAUGAACUGGACUUGUCCACGUCCUAGGGACCGGAAGCUAGCCGUGGUUUAGUGUGUGCAUUAGUCCUGUCAAUUUGGAUGCUGAAUAUUCAUGUUUUGUCCGGCCAAUAGCAGUGCUUAACAUGAAUUACGUUUCAGCGGGGAGGCGAAUAAAAAGCAAGUACCUUCCCUUGCUGAGCCUCCCUUGAUCACAGUGUGACAAUUUAUUUUUCAAUGGUUAUCGUCGAUAAUCUUUUCGCGGCAAGUUAUUUCAAAUCAAUGGUUAUUUUGUUAAAUUUUAGAUAAAUGAACAAUUUAUGGUGAAGCUACUUUCGGUAACGAAG
Acanthaster planci (crown-of-thorns starfish) is the source of this 2588-nucleotide messenger RNA. RefSeq lists its product as uncharacterized. The record is from RefSeq and is a predicted model, not a curated record. Lineage: Eukaryota; Metazoa; Echinodermata; Asteroidea; Valvatida; Acanthasteridae.